AUGGGUUAAAACAACUCGCUACUUCACAAGAUUGUCAGCAGGCUGGCACGUUUGUGAAACAGGUGAAAGGAGCGUAUUGUGCCAUUUUUUCGUGUCCUCGUGGAUUUCUUUCAAGAUGCCAAGAGGAGGAGGUGCUUCAGGUGGCCGAGGAGGGAAAAAGAAUCACAAAGGUCAACGCAGACAUUUCACAGAUGAAGAUGAAUUAAAACAACAGGCCCAGAAGAAUGAAAGAGAAAAAGAAUGGAGGAGACAACGUGGUAUUGAGAGUGAAGAAGAAGAGGAGGAAAAAGAUGGGGAGAAAGCAGCAGCUGGUGCCAAGAACAGGGAUAUGCCACCCUCUGACUCAAGCUCAGAGAGCUCAAGUGAAAGUGAAGAUGAAAAGCCAAAGGGUGUCCAGCACCUCAUAAACAUCGAAAACCCAAACAGAAUGGGUGGGAAGAGUACGAAAAAGGUGACAGAAAUGGGGGAAUCUGGCGGCAGCAACUUGUCAAGACGAGAAAGAGAAGAGCUAGAGAAACAAGAAGCUCGACGACGUUACCAGGUACUUCAUGCAGCGGGUAAAACAGAAGAGGCUCAGGCAGAUCUUGCCAGACUGGCCAUCAUUCGCAAACAGCGGGAAGAAGCAGCUAAGAAAAAAGAGGAGGAGAGAAAAGCAAAGGAAGCCGCAAAGGACGCAGCUUCAAAGUCGAAAGGAAAGUCUUGACGAUGAUGCCCCAGGUUUUAAUGUCCUCCUAUUUAACUCUGUGCAUUUCUGUCUUGUGAGCCAGCCAGAACCUCUUGUGUGGAGACCUCUGCGCAUGCAUGAAGUGUUUUCAAUUCUCUCUAUCUCUAAUGUUUUGUUUGUGGUCAUCCUGUACGGUACUCCUGUAAACAGGAUCCAUUUGUUCUCCCUUUACUUGUUACUUUGAUUGGGAUUUGCACACUGUUAAUAUGAUGCGUUGUGUUUGGGAGAUGGAAAUCAGUGAGGUGCAGAAACAAUGGCCUUCUUGGUAUCUGUAGCUGACUCGGAAACUGUCAGAAUGUUCACUGACGCGUCUGACAGAUAUAUGAUUUAAUUUACUUUACCUCUCUAGCUUGUAUGUUGUUCUGGCUGCGUAGUUGUUAAUAUUAUGUAUAUUGCCGCAUUAUAAUACUUGCUCUGUUGCCAUGGGUAAUAGUGGAAAAAAAAUGUUCCCCCUCUUCGCACUUUGUUUUAAUAUUUUUGAAAAGGUAGUCUUUACUCUUUGGUAGUAUCUUAAAUCAUGUUUUUUUUUCUUCUCUUCUUUUUAUUAAGGAUGGGCAGUUAGGGUGUUGGUGCUGGUUUUAUAUCGAGCUUAAAGCAAUGUUGCUUUAUUCACCCUUAUUUUUUUUUUCUCUCCUUUUCCGGGGUCAUGGAGGCGUGUCGCGCUUCGUUAAAAUUUGAGGACUUAUUUGUCUUCCCAGCUAUGUUUCACAGUGCCCGUUACCAUACUGGCUUUAUGAAAGUGUGAGGUGCGUUUGCAAAUAAAAGCGUGCUUUAUUUUGGAAAGCUCUGAGAAACCGAAAGUGAGUUCUGUAGGUCGGCUGAGUGGCAAAAGUUUUACUGCAGCCUUUGUAAACUGAAAUAUAAUGGGAGUCAUCAAAGAUUAAUCAUGGUGACACUGAAUUUGUACUCUGAACAGUUUUUGAAAUAUUUUUUUUGUAUCCCCAAAUUUGUACUGUUGCUUCAUGUAGUAUAUAUGCAUGCGAAAAAAAAUAGAUUGGAAGAUAAGUGUUUCUUACUUCUUCAGGGUAGGCUACUUGCGCAAAACAGAUUUACUUUUAAAGAUCAGUUGAAUAAAAGCUUUUAUAAAACUUUGUUCGGAUGUUCAUAAUUAUGUGAUUGAGAUAGAAUGCUUUUGAACAAACCACUACGAAAAGAGUUUGAAAUUAUUUUUUUUUUGGUUCAAGUAAACCUGAGUUAAUCUUUUACAAUUACUACUAAAGAAGCUUUGCUUGUUGAGCCUUAUUAAUUAAAUUCCUUGUAAUUGUGCAUAUUGGAUACAUUUUCUCGUGGAAGGUACAAUAAAUGUUUUUCAAUCAUGAA
Aplysia californica (California sea hare) is the source of this 2044-nucleotide messenger RNA. Its product is annotated as 28 kDa heat- and acid-stable phosphoprotein. Lineage: Eukaryota; Metazoa; Mollusca; Gastropoda; Aplysiida; Aplysiidae. Bases 116 to 703 code for a protein of 195 amino acids. The transcript is spliced from 6 exons. The record is from RefSeq and is a predicted model, not a curated record. Gene Ontology annotation, molecular function: RNA binding. Gene Ontology annotation, cellular component: cytosol.